AUGGCAAUCAGUAAGUGGAGGAAUGGUGUUGGGCCAAACAUCGAGGCUGUAUUGAUGGAAAAUGUGAUGAGAACUGAACACAUGUUUCCUGUAUCUUAUGGAGGGAAUAGGGCAUGUGUUCAUACAGCUUAUGGAGACUUAGAAGUUGAUCUAGGUUUACAUGAAUGUAGCUGUGGAGCAUGGCAAAUGUCAGGGAUUCCAUGUGCACAUGCUUGUGCAGCCAUCAAGCUUGCCCAUGGAAAUGUGUAUGAUUAUGUUGAGGAAUGCUAUAAAAUUACAUCUCAACAAAAGAUUUAUAAUCGGAGCAUGAUUCCAGUUGUGACAAUUGACAUGCCAGAUAUUAAUGACUAUAGGAUGGAAAAUAUUUUAGGCCAAACCUUCCUCCAACCACCCCGCACAAGUCGACCUCCUGGACGGCCAAGAAUUAAGCGACGUGAAUCACAAUUCCAAAAUAAGAAGACUUACUACUGUGGAACAUGCCAUGAAGCUGGUCACACAAGAAGGACGUGCAAAAAUCCAAACCCAUAUUGA
Neltuma alba is the source of this 531-nucleotide messenger RNA. RefSeq lists its product as uncharacterized. The record is from RefSeq and is a predicted model, not a curated record. Bases 1 to 531 code for a protein of 176 amino acids. Gene Ontology annotation, molecular function: zinc ion binding. Lineage: Eukaryota; Viridiplantae; Streptophyta; Magnoliopsida; Fabales; Fabaceae. The transcript has a single exon.